This is a messenger RNA of Haplochromis burtoni (Burton's mouthbrooder), 620 nucleotides long. RefSeq names its product GTPase IMAP family member 4-like. Gene Ontology annotation, molecular function: GTP binding. The record is from RefSeq and is a predicted model, not a curated record. The transcript has 3 exons. Lineage: Eukaryota; Metazoa; Chordata; Actinopteri; Cichliformes; Cichlidae. The coding region runs from base 150 to 620 and encodes 156 amino acids.
ACAAGUCAUUAAGUGCUGAUGUGACAGCUGGAGUGUUGUUCCUGUAUGUGAUAUGGUGGCAUUAAAGGGAGGGCCAAUCUUCAUGAACGCACAGAGCUGAUGUCAAUACGGUAGCUGUGACAGCUUUCACAAUCCUGAGCAGCACCAGCAUGGCCGGCUCAAAAGCUCCAGUUGAACAUGUUCCACACCUGAGGAUGGUGCUUGUUGGGAGAACAGGAGUUGGGAAGAGUGCAUCAGGAAACACCAUCUUAGGAAGAAAAGCUUUUGAAUCUAAAGCUGCCUUUUCUUCAGUGACAGCAGGGUGUCAGAAAAUCACAGAUCAGGUAGACUGUCAGAUCCUGGAUGUUGUUGAUACUCCAGGACUGUUUGACACUGAUAGACCUGAAGACGAGCUGAAGAGAGAGGUUGCCAGAUGCAUCUCCUUUGCUGCUCCUGGUCCUCAUGUGUUCCUGAUCGUGAUCCAGAUUAGCAGAUUCACCAAAGAAGAACAUCCCAAGUUCACAGUACUGGCAAGCCGACUUGAAGGGGAGCUUCAUCUCUCUGCACAACGUAAACAUGCAGACAUGGCUCUGCUUCAGCUGGACGCAGAACAAGCCUUUGACAGCGUCGAGCAGAGCUAG